Molecule: messenger RNA, 2901 nt
Organism: Suricata suricatta (meerkat)
Lineage: Eukaryota; Metazoa; Chordata; Mammalia; Carnivora; Herpestidae
Gene: LRRC4C
Product: leucine rich repeat containing 4C
Exons: 8
Coding region: 917-2839 (640 amino acids)
Biological process (GO): modulation of chemical synaptic transmission; regulation of axonogenesis; synaptic membrane adhesion
Cellular component (GO): plasma membrane; postsynaptic density membrane; glutamatergic synapse
Molecular function (GO): cell-cell adhesion mediator activity
Source: RefSeq, a predicted model, not a curated record
AUUUCAACAGCGUGAAAAUAUUCUCUGGGCACUUGGACUCAGUCUGUAGCCCCCAGCCUUCACCAUCCCCUGCCUCCCGCCAGCCCCCCUUUCUCUUUUUGCCUUUGAUGAGUUUUUGGCUUACUUUUUGACGGAGUCUCUUGGACACGUUUUUUGCUGGUGCUGGAAGAUCAGAUAAAUGGAACCUUUGAAAACUGAUUAUUUCUCUUCUAUGUGACUUAGAAGAAACAAAGAAGAAAAUAGUAGUGCAAGAUAAGCUAGAGGAUUUUAAAUUUUUCCUUGGUGAACUUUGAGGAUCCAUAAAGAAGAAAUGGUUCUCUGUAUUGCAAGGCUGCGAGAUCGCGAGAGUGGGACCACAUAAACUGGAACGUCUGACGCACUGAAUGAACGAAGAGACGGAAUCUAGCAUGAGAAGAUCAUCUCUUUUCAUGAGGCAGCUUUAUUUCCUGUCCUGUGCCAUCCAGGUGCAGAUCUCACUGAAUUAGCAGAAGGACUUCAUGAAAUUCAGGAGUCACUUGAAGAGCAGAGAUAACCCAUGUAGAUGAACAGAAUGGAAACUUCCUGAGACUACUCUGGAGUCUGAAUAAAUUGACUGGAUUCAAGUUUCACAAACAAGGAAACUGGUCCAUGGACAAUUUGCCAUUGGUAUAAAAUAAACAUCAUCUGCUGAAAUCCCGAGCACUUCUUUAAAUUCUUUGCGUUUUCUCAGGAGGAUCAGGACCUGUUGGAGAAAUUUUGAUAAGAUCAGGAAACAGGCUGAGAGAGAGGGGACUUCCUCAGAGUUACUCAGCUAGUCAGUGACAGACAACAGUGGAACUUGGGAUUGGCAAACACGUUGCCUGUUUACAGCAUAGAGACCACAAUGGAGAGCUAGACUAUUUGAACUCCAGAAGGACCAACACCAGAUAAAUUAUGAAUGUUGAACAAGAUGACCUUACAUCCACAGCAGAUAAUGAUAGGUCCUAGGUUUAACAGGGCCCUAUUCGACCCCCUGCUUGUGGUGCUGCUGGCUCUUCAACUUCUUGUGGUGGCUGGUCUGGUGCGGGCUCAAACCUGCCCUUCCGUCUGCUCCUGCAGCAACCAGUUCAGCAAGGUGAUUUGCGUCCGGAAAAACCUACGUGAGGUUCCAGAUGGCAUCUCCACCAACACUCGACUGCUGAACCUCCAUGAGAACCAAAUCCAGAUCAUUAAAGUGAAUAGCUUCAAGCACUUGAGGCAUCUGGAAAUCCUACAAUUGAGUAGGAAUCAUAUUAGAACAAUUGAAAUCGGGGCCUUCAAUGGUCUGGCAAACCUCAAUACUCUGGAACUCUUUGACAAUCGUCUUACCACCAUCCCAAAUGGAGCUUUUGUAUAUUUGUCUAAACUGAAGGAGCUCUGGUUGAGAAACAACCCCAUUGAAAGCAUUCCUUCUUAUGCUUUUAACAGAAUCCCUUCGUUGCGCCGACUAGACUUAGGGGAAUUGAAAAGGCUUUCAUACAUCUCAGAAGGUGCCUUUGAAGGUCUGUCCAACUUGAGGUAUUUGAACCUUGCCAUGUGCAACCUCCGUGAAAUCCCUAACCUUACACCUCUCAUAAAACUAGAUGAGCUGGAUCUUUCUGGGAAUCACUUGUCAGCCAUCAGGCCUGGCUCUUUCCAGGGACUGAUGCACCUUCAAAAACUGUGGAUGAUACAGUCCCAGAUUCAAGUGAUUGAACGGAAUGCCUUUGAUAACCUUCAGUCACUAGUGGAGAUAAACCUGGCACACAACAAUCUAACAUUACUGCCUCAUGACCUCUUCACACCGUUGCAUCAUCUAGAGCGGAUACACUUACAUCACAACCCUUGGAACUGUAACUGUGACAUACUUUGGCUCAGCUGGUGGAUAAAAGACAUGGCCCCCUCCAACACAGCUUGUUGUGCUCGAUGUAAUACCCCUCCCAAUCUGAAGGGGAGGUACAUUGGGGAGCUUGACCAGAAUUAUUUCACAUGCUAUGCUCCUGUGAUUGUGGAGCCCCCAGCAGACCUCAAUGUCACUGAGGGCAUGGCAGCUGAACUGAAAUGUCGGGCCUCCACAUCCCUGACCUCUGUAUCUUGGAUUACUCCAAAUGGAACGGUCAUGACACAUGGGGCAUACAAAGUGAGGAUAGCUGUGCUCAGUGAUGGCACAUUAAAUUUCACGAAUGUAACCGUGCAAGAUACAGGCAUGUACACAUGUAUGGUGAGUAAUUCUGUUGGAAAUACCACUGCUUCAGCCACCCUGAAUGUUACUGCAGCAACCACUACUCCCUUCUCUUACUUUUCAACCGUCACAGUAGAGACUAUGGAACCUUCUCAGGAUGAGGCACGGACCACAGAUAACAACGUGGGCCCCACUCCAGUGAUCGACUGGGAGACCACCAAUGUGACCACUUCUCUCACGCCACAGAGCACAAGGUCAACAGAAAAAACAUUCACCAUCCCGGUGACCGAUAUAAACAGUGGGAUCCCAGGAAUUGAUGAAGUCAUGAAGACCACGAAAAUCAUAAUUGGCUGUUUUGUGGCCAUCACUCUCAUGGCUGCAGUGAUGCUGGUCAUUUUCUACAAGAUGAGGAAGCAGCACCAUCGGCAAAACCAUCACGCCCCUACAAGGACUGUUGAAAUCAUUAAUGUCGAUGAUGAGAUUACAGGAGACACACCCAUGGAAAGCCACCUGCCCAUGCCUGCUAUCGAGCAUGAGCACCUAAAUCACUAUAACUCUUACAAAUCUCCCUUCAACCACACAACAACAGUUAACACAAUAAAUUCAAUACACAGUUCAGUGCAUGAACCGUUAUUGAUCCGAAUGAACUCUAAAGACAAUGUACAAGAGACUCAAAUCUAAAACAUUUACAGAGUUACAGAAAAACAAUAAAAAAAAAGACAGUUUAUUAAAAAUGACACAAA